ACAGCGUGCAGUAUUGGCCCCGAGAGUGGAUGCUCACACCCCGCCUUCACACCCCACAGCACAGCUUUCUAUGCAUUCCGUUGCGCCGUAGGGUGUGACGAACAGGGCUUGGAGUUAUUAUGGCUGAAGCUACCUCCUAUAAGCCUAUGCGGCCAGAGGAACCCACUCUGCUGGAAAUGGAGAACGCGAACAACGACAACACAGUGGGGCCCACAGGUCGGUUCUUCAAUAAGGGUGGCCACAAGGUUGACUAUGUCUUGGUGUACGAGACUUGCCAGGAGAGGGAGGAUAAAGACCCAAAGUUCGCCGCGAAGAUGGCUGACUUUGAGAGGAAGAGAGAUGCGUUUGAAGCGGCAUUGAGCGAACAAGGGCUUGUGAUUGAGCGCGAAUCCAUCACUUCUCCUCAGAACGACAAAGUCAAGCGUCACUUUGUCAAGCUUCACGUGCCAUGGAGGACACUGUCUAGCAAGGCCGAGGAACUGAUGCUAAAGGCGCCGCUACAAGAGAACGACAUUGAUCUGAAGACGACGGGAGAAAAGAUCUUUGGUCACCGGUUCAUGGACGGGUUACGGAGACUAGACCCAUUCCGUAUCAAAGACAGCUCGAUUCCUGAGAAGCCUAAGUGUUUCAUGGCUUACUUCAAGGAGCGAAAGGUGGAUAAGUACAUGGGGAAGGCUGAGCCCGAGAAGAUGUUUACCGCCCUCGAUAGGCAUUACGUGGUGCAGAGGAUUUGCUACGCCACGAGGUUUGCUGAGGGGCCCAAAGGUGUUGGGCUCAAGCAACUGGUUUAUGAAGGUGCCUACUGUGCUAACUACCCCCUGCACGACGGCGACGAUGACGUCAUAGGAGAGAGUUCGUACCCGAGUAAUGACCGGCAGCGCCUGAAGAAGGACUGGUCCUCAAUGAAGCGCAUCUUCAAGUACCAACCGCUAGACACUGUCAAGGGUUACUACGGCACGGCUAUCGCGCUCUACUUCGCAUGGCUGGGAUUUUAUACCGCCAUGCUGAUACCGCUGGCCAUAGUAGGCCUUCUCGUGUUUAUCUAUGGCAUUGGUAGCUCGGCCACUAGUCCCACCGUCAGGGACGCGUGUGACACAAACAACAAGUUCUACAUGUGCCCGUUGUGUGACAGGACGUGCUCUUACUGGGACCUGGUGUCUACUACCUGUAUGUACGCUCGCGUCACGCACUUCUUCGAUAACGACGGCACAGUAUUCCUCGCUAUCUUCACAUCAGUUUGGGCCACGUUGUUUCUGGAGUUCUGGAAGCGUCGUCAAGCGGUUCUCGCAUAUGAGUGGCACGUCGCGAACUUCGAGGAGGAAGAAGAACAAAUCCGGCCUGAGUUCGCGGCUACGGCUCCUACCCUUAAAAAGAAUAUCAUCACCGGAAAACUUGAGCCACACAUUCCUCGCCGCACCCUGUACCAGCGGUACGGGGCCAUCGGUAGCGUCGUGGCUUUCAUGAUCCUUCUAGUCAUCGCUGCUGUAAUUGGCGUAGUUGUCUAUCGGGCAGCCGUGUUUGCUGCCUUGAGCGGAAACAGCGACAGUACCAUCCGAGCAAGGUCUCGUAUCAUCACCUCUAUGACCGCCGCUCUCAUAAACUUACUCUGUAUAAAUAUCCUCAAAUUAUUCUACAAUCGCCUCGCCGUGUGGCUGACAAACUGGGAAAACCCGCGCACCAAGACAGACUACGAGGACAGCUUCACAUACAAGAUGUACCUCUUUCAGUUCGUCAACACUUACGCCUCAAUCUUCUACAUCGCCUUCUUCAAGUCAGAGAUCGUGGUGGGUACCCCAGGUCGUUAUAAGAGGAUUGCCGGCAAGUACAGGCUGGAGGGGUGCAGUGCACAGGGCUGCUUCCUGGAGCUGUGCGUCCAGAUGCUGAUCAUCAUGGUGGGGCAGCAGAUUAUCGGGAACAUCACCGAGGUCGCAAUACCGGCUAUCAUGACCUGGAUUAAAGAGAGAAAGGAGCCUAAAAAUAAACAGCUGCCGCAGUUUGAACAGGACUACAACCUCCAGCCACAGGAGGAACAUAAUCUUUUCUGGGAAUACCUAGAGAUAGUUCUUCAGUAUGGCUUCGUGACGAUGUUCAUUGCCGCCUUUCCGCUCGCCCCACUCUUCUCUCUGCUCAACUCGAUCGUGGAGAUCCGAGUCGACGCCAUCAACUUCGUCUCCCAGUUCCGCCGACCCGAUACCAUGAUAGCCGAGGACAUAGGGGCCUGGUACCGGAUCCUUGAGACUCUGACCCGUUUGUCGGUGCUGAUCAAUGCCUUCGUGUUGUCGUUCACCUCAGAGUUCAUCCCUAAGCUCGUGUACAAGCUCAAAUACGCCCCUGAAGGAUCCGAGGGAACUCUGGAGGGAUACCUGAACAAUAGUCUGUCUGCGAUCAAUGUGACCGUGAUGGAGGAAUGGGAGCCUGGUACCGCCCCUCUGAACCCAACGAAGAAUUUAAACUACACAGAGACUUUCUGCAGAUACAAAGGUUACCAUGACAAUACCUACCCCUUCAAGUUCAACAAGCAGUACUGGCACGUGAUCGCCGCCCGCCUCGCUUUCGUGUUCGUGUUUCAGUACACAGUCUACGCGAUCACGAGCUUCAUCGCGUGGGCAGUUCCUGACCAGCCCCGCUCCCUCGAGCUCCGCUCCAAACGAGAGGAGCACCUCACUAAGAAGAUCUUGUACAACAAGGGGAGAUCCGGACGACUGAGCCGAUCUAAUGAUGUCGACUCUGGGCAUAGCGGAAUGCUAUGAGAAGGCAAUACUACUAGACUAAGGGGCCGAUUACAUGAUGAAUUUCAGCCCGGGCUGAGUUUUCAGCCCGGAUAGGGAGGCUGAAAGUCCAGCCCGAUAUAUCGCACAAAUACUUGUAAAAUUGCUCUUUCGAUUAGAUGAAGGAGUUUUCAGCCCGGGAUCAAUUUCCGCCCGUGAGGAGUUUUCCAGCCCGGGCUGGCAAAUCGGGCUAGGAGUUUCAGUCCGGGCUAGCGGGUUAAAAUCGCCACGUAAUCGCGUAAAUAUCUCAGCAUAUAAUAGGUAAGCAGCUAUUCGGGCUGUAGUUUCAGCCCGGGCUAAUGAAAACUCAGCCCUGGCUAAUGAAAACUCAGCCCGGGCUUAUGAAAACUCAGCCCGGGCUGGAAUUCAUCAUGUAACCCUCCGCAACUAAAUUUUAACUUAAGAGGGUAAUAGAUAAGGACCCAACAGCCAAAUCUAACAGGCAUUUGUCUAAUAAAACGCUGGACAAUUUGAGCAUCACAUGGUAUUGUGAAAGAAUUUUGAGGAGUGAUUCUUAAGUAAUAUACAGUAAGAUAACUUAAGCCGAAAGUAAAUACUAUACCACCCAGCAUAAAGUAAAAAAGUAUGCUCAUAGAUCAUUGUGCAUAAACCUUAUUGAUAUAUAUAUAUAUAUAUAUAUAUAUAUAUAUAUAUAUAUAUAUAUAUAUAUAUAUAUAUAUAUAUAUAUAUAUAUAUAUAUAUAACCUGAUUUUGAUCUUGGUCUGGUAAGUACGGCUAGUGUGGGUGAAAGGAGGGGGGCUAGGAAGGGCUAGGAAGAGCAGGAUGAGACGAGGAGGAGGGUUGAGAAGGUGAGGAGAAAGGGGGAGGGUUCAGAAAGAGGAGUGAGUGGGUAAGAGGUGGGGAGGGGUGAGGAAAAAGGAGGGAACCAUGGCGGCCAUUCUCUCACAAAGGUGCUAUGACGUCACAGGCAACGAUCAUCGAAACAAUAGAACCCUUGUAGACACCUCGCUCCUGACCAUAUUUUAUUAGCAUUCAGGAGUCUUAGAAACCUAGUAACACAUAAUAACACAAAAGCAUAGGGUAGAUAUACACAAAGUUGAUGCCAUAAUAUCUCGAUACCUUUGGAGACUUGUCCAGGCGUCUGUUAUUUUUGUCGAACAAGUACUUAGGGCUAGCGUCAAGGUGUGGGAGCAAUGAGAGCUUAAGUUGAAGGUCACGUGACAGUAGUUGGACCAAUGUGGGCUAGGAUAAGGGUCACGUGACUAUCGUUGGACCAAUAAGAGCUCGGGAUAAUAACCACGUGACUGUCGUUGGACCAAUGCGAGGUCAGGGUAAUUACACAGGGGCAUGGCUACGGUUUUGCUGAUGAGUGGGGGUGGGGGUAGCCUACUUGCAGGCCUUGUCCUCCCCACCCUCCCCCGGCGCCUCAUGUUUUGUCAAUCAAAUCCAAGAUGGUGGCCACGAGCUACGAUUUCGGGUUUCGAGUGUUUUUCUCUCCGAAAACAGCAUCCAACGCCUACAGGUAGGCUAGGGUGGGGGCGUACGAGAUAUUAUACGGUGUUAUAAAUAGUGUUACAUCUGGAGCUACUCCACUGGAGCAAACUUAUUAAUGGCCGAGGUGACCACUGACACAAACCAACAAAAUAAAAAUGAAACUGUCA
Molecule: messenger RNA, 4390 nt
Organism: Nematostella vectensis (starlet sea anemone)
Lineage: Eukaryota; Metazoa; Cnidaria; Anthozoa; Actiniaria; Edwardsiidae
Product: anoctamin-4
Exons: 11
Coding region: 120-2750 (876 amino acids)
Biological process (GO): chloride transmembrane transport
Cellular component (GO): plasma membrane
Molecular function (GO): protein dimerization activity; chloride channel activity
Source: RefSeq, a predicted model, not a curated record